CCGAGCAGACAACAAUAUUGAAAAUGGGCCUCCGACACUGGUGACUCGAAAACAAAGUUUACAAUAUGUUUUCCAAUCUGCUUUUUGACGCGGACAAUUAAGUGACAAAUGUAUCGUGAAAACUUUAAAAAUGUAUCUUAACGUUACUCCAUGAACUUUUAAUAAUCGUCGAUUACCCUAUUAUUAUUAAUUUAACAAGCUUCGAGGUCGAGAGGUUAUUCAAUUUUUCAGAAAAAUUUGUAAAUUUGACAUACAUUUUUUUGUGGCAAGUGUUAGCUUCAUGUAUAUAAAAGUUACAAACGAAGUAGACGGUAAAAAUGCCUCGCUUAUCGAUGUUACCUCGCACCUCGCGAAUCGUCGCCUUGUGCUCUGCAGCAAAUUUCAUCAAUGCUGCAGAUCGGGUCAUAAUGCCGAUUGCCAUUGUUCCUAUGACUGAUGAAUAUAAAUGGAAUUUGCAUUGGCAAGGAUGGAUUCACUCUGCCUUUGCUUUUGGUUAUUUUUCAAGUCAAAUUAUUGGAGCUAAUACGGCCAAUCGUUUUGGGUGCAAAACUGUCUUGAUGGCAGCUGUGUUGUUGUGGUCCAUAAGCACUGUUGUAACGCCACUUAUUGCACAUUCAAUUAAUUUACUUGUAAUGACAAGGGUUAUUCUUGGACUUGGAGAAGGUCUAGGUUUACCUGUGAUAUUUCAUCUGUUUGCUCACAGUGUGCCUGUAGAAGAACGAUCUAGGGCUUUUGGCUACCUUGUCGCAGCUGGAUCAGUUGGUCAAGUGGUAGCAUCAAUUAUUUGUCCACAUUUACCUUGGCGAACAGGUUUUUAUUUAUUUGGCAUAAUAGGCAUCAUCUGGACUGUCUUGUGGACGAUUUUAUAUAAAGAAACAAAUUCAAUUGAAGAAAUACCAAUAUUUUUACCUAAAGGACCACAAAAUAGAAAUUUGAAAUGGGUGGAAUUCAUUUCACACUGGCCAUUGUGGGCCUUGUAUAUAGCUCACUUUUCUAUGAACUGGAGUAAUUAUAUAAUUAUGCAAUGGUUACCAACUUACCUUUCAAGAAAUUUAUCUGCAAACAAAGAAAGCAUAAGUUUAACAGCCAUUCCAUAUAUUGUCAAUUCACUUGUCGGAAUCAUGGCCGGUCACAGUGCUGAUAAUCUAAUUCAAAAACGGUGGUCUAUUUUGUCUGUGAGAAGAUUGAUGACCAAUAUAGGAUUGAUUGGACCUGGAGCUUUCUUAUUAGCUUUUUGCGCUGUUGACAAUUUAUUAUUAGCUGUCAUAUUUGUAUCUAUAUCAAUGGGAUUGUGCGCAUGCAACUCAUCAGGGCAUCUCAGUAAUCAUGCUGAUGUUGCACCAAACCAUGCAGGAAUAACAUUUGCAGUAUCUAACACUAUUGCCACAAUACCAGGAAUUUUAAGUGGACCAAUUACUGCGGAAUUAGUGACAACAUCAGGUGGACGAUGGUUACCAGUAUUUGUUCUUGCGGCUGCGAUAAAUUUCACUGGUGCCAUUAUUUAUCAAACUCACAGUUCUGCCCAACCGGUACUGUGACAGUUCCAGCCACGACCAGAUGAAUCAGUUGAUAGUUUUGCUCCACUUAAAGAGCACAGUGUAUAUUAAAACUCUUCAGUGUCUUAAUAGUGAAUAAUGAAUAGUUGGUAUGAUUGACAAUCUGUAAAAAGUGUAGGGUGAAUUGUUAUUGUUGACCAUAUCAAACAAACCCAAGGUGAUAAAAAAACUAUAUUUUCAUAUGUUAUUGAAUGAUACUUCAAUUCAGGGUCAAAAUAGUGCACAAAAAAUCAAAUAAAUAAUUCCAUGAAUUAAUUUUUUGUGGGUUUCAAUAAUUUUAUCAUACAAAACUUUAAUUCUUAAAUACUAAUGUAGUUUAAGAAAUUCAUGUGUUAAAAAUGAUGAUUCUUGAUUUAUUAGUCGUCAAGCGAUAUUGUACUAUUCUACACGUGAAUUUUUUUUAUGAACCAAAAAUUAAACAUUUUUCGUGCACAAAUUUCCCUUUGAUUUGACACUUUGGUAUCUAUAAAAAGUUAUUAUCUAUUCAAUAAUAUAAAAUUAUGUACCAUUGACUAAUUUUAAAUAUUAAUUAAAAUUUUUACCGAUAAUUUUAUAUUAUUUUAUGCAACUGAUAUUGAUGAACUUAAGCCUAAAAUUUUAUUUUAUAAAAUGAGAAAAAUUCAAAGUAAUUUUAAAUUUUAUUAUCUAGAAAAUUGAUCCACGGCAAUGUGAUUUGUACAUAAUAAUACGAUAAAUCGUAUAUUUGUUUACUUAUAAUGUAAUUUUAUGUCUUUGAGUAGAAUCAAAGUUCCUAAACUAAAAUAUAUGUACUUGUAAAAUAACGAUGAAAGUAUGAAGUAAAAUAAUUUUUCUUUUCUCAAAGAACAAA
Molecule: messenger RNA, 2385 nt
Organism: Trichogramma pretiosum
Lineage: Eukaryota; Metazoa; Arthropoda; Insecta; Hymenoptera; Trichogrammatidae
Product: sodium-dependent phosphate transport protein 1, chloroplastic-like
Exons: 8
Coding region: 318-1538 (406 amino acids)
Biological process (GO): monoatomic anion transport; transmembrane transport
Molecular function (GO): transmembrane transporter activity
Source: RefSeq, a predicted model, not a curated record